Molecule: messenger RNA, 4671 nt
Organism: Triplophysa rosa
Lineage: Eukaryota; Metazoa; Chordata; Actinopteri; Cypriniformes; Nemacheilidae
Gene: ripk2
Product: receptor-interacting serine-threonine kinase 2
Exons: 11
Coding region: 473-2143 (556 amino acids)
Biological process (GO): positive regulation of canonical NF-kappaB signal transduction; positive regulation of apoptotic process; protein phosphorylation
Cellular component (GO): cytoplasm
Molecular function (GO): ATP binding; JUN kinase kinase kinase activity
Source: RefSeq, a predicted model, not a curated record
UCCAAGGCGGGGUUUGACGGGUGGUUACAAAAAAACAUAACAGCACAUUCGGUUUUGGUCCGACUCCGACACACUCAUACGCACCUGCGAAAUACUACGACAGCUUUCAUUAUCGUCGAAUCCCGCCUCACGUCCAUCUGAUUAGUUUUCGUCGUCAGUUUAUUUAUGGCGUGAUAUCAAAACGUUGUUAGGUUUGGGGGCGUGUCUAAGAGAGAACACAUUUCGUUUCCAUAUCCUAUUCAGUAACGUUAGUAGUUUUAAUCAGAAUAGUUUAGCCUUCGUGAUUUAGUAGUCGUUUAGUUGUGUCUCCGACGCUCGUCUCUGGCCCAUUUAGUACGUAAUUCAAGCGACAUUUGCAACAUGUAGGUAAAUGCGCGAGCUUUUCUCUCGUCGCGAGGGUUUCAGCAGCAGCGCGAGCUUUCAUUUCCCCUUUCGUCUGUCUUUCUAAAGCUGUACGGGCCCGUUUUAUCCUAUGACAUCCCGAAACAUGGAGCACACGGGCUGCGUCAACAUCUGCAGUCUCACCAGCACCUUACCGGUGAUUCCGUAUAGGAAACUAACGGACCUGCACUACAUCAGUAAGGGAGGCUUUGGGACUGUGUUCAGGGCGCAGCACAGUGACUGGCGCACAACAGUAGCGAUUAAGUGUUUAAAACUGGAUUCACCGGUUGGUGAGAGAGAAAGGAAUUGUUUACUAAAAGAGGCGGAGGUGCUUCACAAAGCUCGAUUCAACCACAUCAUUCAGAUCUUUGGGGUGUGCAAUGAACCCGAGUUCUUCUGCAUUGUGACAGAGUUCAUGACCAAUGGAUCUCUGGACGAACUACUGCAUGAGAAAGAUAUGUACCCAGUGGUGGCCUGGCCAUUGAGGCUUCGAAUUCUUUACGAGAUAGCUCUAGGGGUCAACUUCCUCCACAAUAUGAGCCCACCUCUUCUACACCAUGACCUCAAAACUCAGAAAAUUCUGCUGGAUGGGGAGUACCAUGUCAAGAUAGCUGAUUUUGGCUUGUCUAAAUGGCGUCAGCUGUCUAUCACUAAAGGCUCUGGCUCCAAACCUGCUGAAAUGGGGGGCACUGUCAUCUACAUGCCACCUGAGGAGUAUGAACCUUCCAAGAACCGCAGGGCUGAUGUCAAAUAUGACAUGUACAGUUACGCCAUCAUCAUGUGGGAAGUGCUUUCAAGACGGAUACCAUAUGAAGAUGCCACCAAUCCCAUGCAGAUCAUGUUCAGCGUUCUCCGAGGGUCUCGACCCGACACGGGCCCAGACAGUCUUCCCACAGACAUUCCCAGCAGAGAAACCCUCAUAAACAUCAUGACCUGCGGCUGGACCACCAACCCAGAAGAGCGUCCCUCCUUUCUUCAUUGUCUUAUCGAACUGGAGCCGAUGUUGAGAAAGUUUGAUGAGAUUGAUGUCCUAGAAGCAGUACUGGAAGUCAAACGGUCAAAAUAUAUGAGGCCAUCAAGCUGCUGCUCAUCAUCUCAAACAAAUGGAAAACAAACCCAGGAAAAGACUAUGAAGGUCAACUGUUCCAUGUCUGGAUCAGGUUCCUGCUCUUCCCAGGAAGCAGAAAUAUCCCAUCCAGGAUUCCUUACCAUAUCAAAUAUACCACCUUCUCAAGGUCUUCCGUCAUCAUUAGUGUCCAUUCCACUGGAUUCUCCAAAGCCUCUAGUGGACCACUGCUCUCGUAACAACCUCAGUCCUGAAUAUCAGACGGCCCAGCCCGUAUCCGACUUCAACAUACCCCUGGAAACACAUUCACCCCAGUGUGAGAGCGAUCUGGCCCCAGCCAUACAACCCCUCACCCUACAGCCACAACCGCAAGAUUUCACCCCAGGAUUUGACCCCCAGGGUCCCGCAACCCGCUGGAUCGCAUCCCGACGGGAGGACAUUGUUCAGCAGAUGACGGAGGCGUGUCUCAACCAGAGCUUAGAAGCUCUGCUGGCUCGCGAGCUGCUGAUGCAUGAGGACUACGAACUGGUAGUGAACCUACCCACACGCACCGCAAAGGUACGCAAGCUUCUGGACACCUGCGACCGGCACAGCGAGGAGUUUUGUCGUGUGGUGGUGAGGAAACUUCUGGAUAACAGACAGAUGGGCCUAAAUCCCUAUCCUGACAUCAGUACCAUCAGCCCUCCACCACCAUAAACUGCUCCCACCGCCCCCUUCCUCUCCAACUCCUUUAACAUCAAUCGAAACGUCUUCUGACCUUCUUCGAACAGAAGAAAUGUGAGUCCUCCGUUUUGUUUCUAGGGUUCUGCUAAAGGACAGUUCUUGCUUUGUUACUGCUGCUUAGGUGGUAGUUUGUAUUCCUGGAAAAACGUGUUGGCCAGAUGAGCACUUUGUUGUGGAGUUUAGCAUGGCCCAUUUUGAAGAGAAAACAAACUCUAGCAGUGUUGAAGUUCCACAAAAUGGUGUUUAAACCUUUGUCGUCGUUUACACCCUCCCUGUCAGCACAUCAUUUUGUAACUCUUUUUGUUUGGCUGCCUUACCCACAUAACAAAUCCUCACAAUUGCACAGACAGGACGGGAUUUGGAAGUAGUGUGAAUCAGCUGUACGGUCUUCCUUUUUGUAAACCAGUGCUUUUGUUUUCCCACAUUGAAACUUGAGUGGGAUAAAUGCAGAGAUUGUUCAGUAGUUUGUAAUGUUGUACAUUUGUGCCAGUAGAGAUGACUCCAAAAACAUGCUGAAAAUGGGAUGAGACAUAGAACUAUCGAUCAGACUGUACUUGAGUCAAAUGAAAUAUGGUCUACCUUGACUAAGGUCCAUUCAAAUGCCAUUGGUUGUGCCAUAAUGCAUUAUGAAGUGCCAACUAGUUCACUAUUCCUUCUUUUCUGAGGCUUUUAUUUUGACAUUUGAAAUGCUAAUGUCGUAUUCUCUUUAUCACAGUUGUAAUCUGUCACAAUUCUUCUGCCCAGAUGAAGCACAGAAAGCUCCUUGCCAGACCGGGUUGACCUUUUUUGCUUUUUUGACUACUGUAGCAAUACUAGGUGCCACAAAUUAUAAAACUAUUGAUUUUGGACAAUGUUGGUAACCUUACAAUAUCGAUACCCAUUGACUGCACUAGAAGAGAAUGGGUAACGCCGCUGUUGGGUUACCAACAUUAUUCAAAAUAUCUCAUUUUGUGUUCUGCAGAAGAAAAAAGUCAUACAGGUUUUAAAUGAAAAGAAAGUGAGUUCAUUUUAGGGUAACUUUCACUUGAAGUUCUUGUCGUUCUCAAAGAUACACAUGACUUCCAUGUGUUUGACCUCAUCUGCCUAUCAAACCAUAUGCAGCCGUGCAUGUUAAAUGCCUUAGGCAAAUUCUGCUUUGAUAAAUUAAUUGUUGUGCCAUCCUGCGUAACAUCAGACAGGUUUACGCUUGUCAUCACCUGCUCCACAUGUAGCAGAAUAGACAGUUAAUAGCACUUUGAGCAUAGAGCAACUGUCAACAUCAGCUGGAUAGAUCUUAAAAAAGCUCCUACUGGCAAAAUGUUUAUUAAGGAAAUUAUGAACAAAUAGUAUCUAAGUCUUUGGAACUGAGUUACUUGUUUAGACCAGCAGAUUUUCUGUCUUGUUUGAAGAUAUUAUUUCUGACUCUUAAUUGUUUUAAUAUUAUAAACCAAAGGGAAUGCUUUAAAUUAACACAGACAGAACGCAAAUUUAUGAUGUCAUGAACUAAAUUUCUGACUUUAUUCUUCAUUGUUUUUUGGCCUACUGGGGUACUGAGUCAGUCAUGUGCUUGAUAAGUUUUGUGAUAACCCUAGUUCAUUGUUUGUUCAGUGUUGAGACUUGAAAUUCCUGUGACAGUGAUUUUGCAUGCUACUGUUAAUUUUCCCUUUGUGCAAACAAGCAUUAUACAAGCCAUUGCAGAAUUUCUUCUGAUGCAACGUCAGUAUUUUGAAGACGUUCCCUAGGUGGACUUCAUGUCGUGGAAUGUCCUGAAACUGGCUGCUCCAUUCAUGUUUCCUCUUCUAAGCUUUUAAGCUGUGCUUUGGGACUUUUGUUUUCAGUAGUCAUACGGAAGACUCACAAAUAAUGAUUUUAAAAAGAUGGUGUUUUAAGAUCUGUAGAUUUUUUGUGGGGUUGGGGACCAUUUACAAUAUCAAGAGUUAUGUUCGUUUUGUAUUUAUUUAUAUAGUCAUGUAUAACAUUAAGUGAUAAUUUCCAUGCAUUUUAAGUGGUUUGUGAUAAGUUGUUGCUGUGUCUUUUUUUAUUUUAGUAUCAGGCUUUAAAGUGCUGUGCCAAUCCAGUGAUGCUGCAUUGCUGAAUGCAUCUUUAGACUCACUCUGUUAUUCAGAUGCUAAAUAAACAGUGAGUGUCGGCACACAACUUAGCAAUACAAUAUGACGCCAAAUUCUGACUUGCCUAAACAGAAUGUAGGCUUGGAUACAGAAGACAUAGUUUAUUACAGUGUUCGUCACACUUUUACAUGCUAUGUAAUAUGUAACAUCACACUGGCUGUGGAUUUACAGUAAUUGAAAUGGCUGUGCUACUUAUUUCAACAUUCAUGUCUGCCUUUGAACUUUUAGAGUUUCUUAGAGUGUUGUCUUGCUGACAAAUAACAAAUAUAUAAUGACAAUAAUGUUAAGCUUAUGUAGCAGUGUACAAGUAGCAUCUGCGUUCUGUUACUGUGUGAUAAGGAACUUCCAAAAAUGGUCAAGUUUGAGGUGUUAUUAAAACGUGUAGUAUUUACU